Daldinia vernicosa is the source of this 1829-nucleotide messenger RNA. Its product is annotated as DUF791-domain-containing protein. The transcript has 3 exons. Bases 387 to 1700 code for a protein of 437 amino acids. Gene Ontology annotation, biological process: molybdate ion transport. Gene Ontology annotation, molecular function: molybdate ion transmembrane transporter activity. NCBI's taxonomy places the organism in Eukaryota, Fungi, Ascomycota, Sordariomycetes, Xylariales, Hypoxylaceae. Gene Ontology annotation, cellular component: membrane. The record is from RefSeq and is a predicted model, not a curated record.
GCUACACACACAUAACCGGCUGAAUAGAGCCUCAUUUCCUAUGCGAUCUACAUCUUAUCUUUCCCUAGAUGUUUCAUUUAAUAAGAUCACGGGUAUACUAGCCAGCAUGUCCGUCAAUAUAUGGAACAGAUUUUCAAGUUUCUCGAACGUGUCUCGUCGCAGCACCGUCACGCUCGACCCUCACCUCCGGGUAAUUUCAAAUGACAAGUGUCAAUUUCGUAGCUGUUUAUCUGUGCCAUAUCUCGAAAUAAAAGAGUGACCAUGGUGUCAUUUUUCGACAUUGUAUCUCACAUCUUAAUAUGUUAAAUUAGCGUCAAGUUACGAUCAAUCUACUGACGGAAUCUUGGCAAAUUGUAUAUUGUAUAUCUAAACAUAAUACCGUCAACAUGGGCUAUUACGAGACCAGCUUCUACGGGUUGCUUUCCCUAUGUGCAGGUCUGCUUGCUUCUCAACCCACCCGGCGGAAUGAGUUGAAGAAGCGUCCCGAAUUACGAAAGCAGGUAUCGCGAUAUGAUGUGCAUCCCGAAACAAACUGGUACAAGGCCUACGCUCUCGUUAUGGGCGCCGACUGGCUUCAAGGACCGUACCUGUAUUCCCUGUACCGCGAUGAGCAUGGCGUGUCUGAACGAUUAGUAUCUACUCUCUUCGCCACAGGUUUCUUAUCCAGCGCCAUCAGUGCAUGCUUCAUCGGGGCCUUAGCAGACAGACAUGGCCGUAAGGCAACCUGUAUGAUAUUUUGCCUCCUUUACGCCAUGUCGUGCUUUUUCACCGUCAUUCCAUCCAUAGGAUUCCUUUUUCUAGGACGUAUCCUCGGUGGCAUCAGCACAAGCAUCCUCUUUAGUGUCUUCGAUAGCUGGAUGGUAACCAACUUCCGGGAACGUAAACUGGUCGAACAUGGAUGCGACCUGUCUAGGACUUACGCUACCACCAGUAUCGUUAACAGCCUUUCGGCAAUUGUGAGCGGAGUUGUCAGUGAAUGGCUUGUGAGGGUGACUGGUACCAAAAAGGCACCAUUUCUACUCAGUUCUGUUUUACUUUGGAUGGCCCUCCAGCACAUCUGGGGCCAUUGGGUCGAAAAUUUUGGUUCAAAAGCUUCAGAAUCUUCAGACAAGCCUAAGACGUCCAAGCUCUGGUCUACAUUGAAACAACCAUCAAUCUUAGCUCUCGGCUUUGCUUCGACCAUGUUCGAGGGAUCCAUGUAUCUCUUCGUAUUCUUCUGGACGCCUACCAUCAAGUCCGUACAGAAAUCUACAGGACAGCUUCCUUACGGCUACAUCUUCUCCAGCUUCAUGGCGUCAUCAAUGGCAGCAGCAUUAAUAUUCAACAUUGUCAUGCAGAAACGGCCUUUUAAGUAUUCCCGCCUUCUUAUCGGAAUCCUCCUAGCGGCCAAUUUCUGUUUUGUUAAAUUAGCUGGCCCCAAAACCGAGGAUGCUACUUUCUGGCUCUUGUGCCUUUUUGAAGCUUGCGUUGGUAUGUACUGGCCCUGUACCGGCUACUUGAAAGGACGUCUAGUAGACGACGAUGUUCGUGCCAAGGUUUACAGUAUCCUACGAAUCCCCUUGAAUAUAUUCGUCGUCGUGGCACUGUCCAUUGCUGGUGACAGCCAGCAUUUCGGUAAAGUGUUUUCAACAUGCUCGAUGUUGCUAACGGCAUCUUUUGGUGCAAUCUGGGCAGCAAGUCUAAAAGAGGACAUGCCUUAAGACAGGGUGUGGUGGAAAGCGUUUCAAGACGUUCGAUUUCGGAGGUUGGUUCAAGUCAGUUUGACUUCAGCGGUCAAGUUUUCUAGAGCCUGUAUAUAUGCGCGCCUUAGACCUAAAAGUUAUUGCUUA